Salmo salar (Atlantic salmon) is the source of this 3441-nucleotide messenger RNA. Its product is annotated as retinoic acid receptor RXR-beta-A-like. Gene Ontology annotation, cellular component: nucleus. NCBI's taxonomy places the organism in Eukaryota, Metazoa, Chordata, Actinopteri, Salmoniformes, Salmonidae. Gene Ontology annotation, molecular function: nuclear steroid receptor activity; zinc ion binding; sequence-specific DNA binding. Gene Ontology annotation, biological process: regulation of DNA-templated transcription. The record is from RefSeq and is a predicted model, not a curated record.
CUAACGUUACUCAGUCAACCACAGGCAGCAGGGCAGGGCAGGGGAAGGGAAGGGAGGACUGACUGACGACGAGGGAAAGUGGGGAGAGAGGAAGAACUCGUGGCCUGCCUGACCUACCACCAUAUAUUUUCAUGCGAAGAAACUGCACGAUCAAGAACCCCUGUUUUUGGUCCCCCAAAAACGACUCUGGCCCGGGCCUCACUCAGUCCGCGGUCUUGAGUUGGGUAGCAGCGUGAUUGAAGCACGUCUAUCGGUGUCACAGCGCGUCUUUUCCACCAAGGAGGCAGUCAUGGGCGACAGCAGAGAUUCCCGCAGCCCAGACAGCUCCUCUGUGUCCUCCCCUCCCUCGGGCCAGCGCUCACCCCCCCUGACCCCCACAGCUGCUGCCAUGACGUCUCUGCCGCCCUUCACCUUGGCCGUCAACAGCCCCAUCAGCAGCAUGGGCUCGCCCUUCUCUGUCAUCAGCUCCUCUUUGGGGUCGCCAUGUUUGCCCGGGACACCCUCGGUGGGCUACGGCCCCAUUAGCAGCCCCCAGAUCAACUCCACAGUGUCCAUGUCGGGACUGCACGCGGUCAGCAGCUCGGACGACGUGAAGCCUCCGUUCGGGCUGGGGGGCCACAGCCCAGGGGGCCCCAUGCUCUCCCAGAAGCGCCUGUGUGCCAUCUGCGGCGACCGCUCCUCCGGUAAGCACUACGGAGUGUACAGCUGCGAGGGCUGCAAGGGUUUCUUCAAGCGCACGGUGCGCAAGGACCUGAGCUACACCUGCCGGGACAACAAGGACUGCCUGGUGGACAAGCGCCAGCGCAACCGCUGCCAGUACUGUCGCUACCAGAAGUGCCUGGCCUGUGGCAUGAAGAGGGAAGUGGUCCAAGAUGAACGACAGAGAUCCGUGCAGGAAGAGCGCCAGAGGAACAAGGAGCGGGAGAGUGAGGCGGAGUCGACCAGCGCCGUCAACGAGGAGAUGCCCGUGGAAAAGAUCCUGGAGGCCGAGAUGGCCAUAGAGCAGAAGACAGAGGUGCAUGCCGACGGGAGCUCUGAGGGCAGCUCGCCCAACGACCCGGUCACCAACAUUUGCCAGGCUGCAGACAAGCAGCUGUUUACCCUGGUGGAGUGGGCCAAGAGGGUCCCCCACUUCUCUGAGCUGGCCAUGGACGACCAGGUCAUCCUGCUACGUGCCGGUUGGAACGAGCUGCUGAUUGCCUCCUUCUCUCACCGCUCCAUCAGCGUGAAAGAUGGCAUCCUACUGGCCACCGGCCUGCAUGUGCACAGGAACAGCGCCCACAGCGCUGGCGUGGGAGUCAUCUUCGACAGGGAGAGUGCGCACAAUGCAGAGGUUGGGGCCAUAUUUGACAGAGUUCUCACUGAGCUGGUCAGUAAGAUGAGAGACAUGCAGAUGGACAAGACCGAGCUCGGGUGCCUCCGAGCCAUCAUCCUCUUCAACCCAGAUGCCAAGGGCCUUUCCAGCUCCAGUGAAGUGGAAUUGCUGAGGGAGAAGGUGUACGCAUCGCUGGAGUCCUAUUGUAAACAUAGAUACCCCGACCAGCAGGGCAGGUUCGCUAAGCUCCUCCUCCGGCUGCCAGCUCUACGCUCCAUUGGCCUGAAGUGCCUGGAGCACCUGUUCUUCUUCAAGCUGAUUGGCGACACCCCUAUCGACACGUUCCUCAUGGAGAUGCUGGAGGCGCCCCACCAGCUGACCUAGGAACCAGGUUCUGCUCUGGUCCAUCAGGGGUUCUAGUUCUGGCACCCUGGUACUGGGACUUCACCAUGUCUGCUGGUUUUGACGUCCCGCUCACACAAACCCCACCACCCCUUCUUCACUCAUUACAUCCCCCCAAGCUGAUACAGCUCCAAAAGACCAUAUGCUGUCAAAAACAAACACUUCUUCCAGAAACACAUACUUUUUCACAGUAGGGGUUAAGACACAUGGAUAUAUCUCAUUUUUAACCACAUAUACAAGUUUUAUCAUGAGUUAGCCUUCAGUUUGUAGCCUUCAGCUUUGAGUGUAAAUGCUUCUGCGAUAUCCGGUAGACCUCUCUGCUUCUUGUGGGAUUCGUAGGUUAUUCAGAUACAUUGCUGUACGCAUAGAUAUGACGAGUGGCUUACUCUGUCUUUGGUUUUACUCUUGGGUUUACCCCAAACCUGCCAUAAUCAGGUGCGUAAUAUUUCAAUCAAGUCUCCCAACUUUUCCAGCUUCUAUUGGUCGGGACACAACCAACGGAGGCAGACGCGCCCCUCUCAGUUCACCAAUCUGAAUGUGAUUUGAAUACUAUGCUUUAUUCACGCUGAAAUGCGCUGAAUUUGUUUUGAAGUACUGUACUCAUAAAAUGAGACCUUUUUUAAGGCAUUGAAAUCCAAGGAGGGGGCACUUUGAUUGGCCCUUCUUAAAGCUCACACCAGGCUUUCAAAGAAAGAAAGUGACUUAUAGGAUGUUUUCUUUUGUUUCAUUGUGGCGUUUGGUCUUCAAGUCCAAACAAGGGCCAUUGGGCACAGAAAGUGCAACCUUGUUCAAGAGCACUGCGUUCAUUGGUGCUGUUGUAGAUCUUUCUUUUGUUUCAUACCCUAUCCUUGCUAAUGGUCAUUUUUGCACUCUGUGAAACGUUACUGUGUAAGUAAACAUUUAGCAGAAACCCUUCUGCCCAUCUUUAAGAAACUGGGGGCGACCACAACACACACGUCAUCGAACGAACCUCUCCCCAUCUUUCAUCAUAUGUCUUCAUAAGAACCAAUAUGUUAAUUGGGUGCUUUGUUCUGUGAAAUGGCCGUCCGUUCUAAAAAAAGCCAGGAUAUCAUUGGAUAUCUUGUUCUAUCGGCCUACAAUACCCCUACAAACCCCCCUUCUGAAUCCUCCGCUUGUUUCAUUCAGUGCUUGCAGCCUCUUUCCGUUAACUUUUUACAAUCUGUAAAUAACAUGACACAUCUACUACUUCACUAGAGUACGAUUGGGUAAUCCCAAUCUAUGCAUACAGUAGGGAAGACACAGGCGUUAGCGAGCAUAUUAAUACCCACACACAACAAAAAGUAUGCACCGAUAGCACAAGCUACAGUAUGAACAGCUAUUUUACACAUUCAACUUGAUCUGUAAAAAAACUUUAAGGGUUUUACCAAUAGACUGGAUUUUAAGCUUGAAAAACCCACCUAAUUGUCACUGACUAGUAGGUUGCUAGUAGUUGUACUAGUAGUCGUACUAGUAGUCGUACUAGUAGUCGUACUAGUAGUUGUACUAGUAGUUGUGAUGCUAUUCUUUCGGGUCACUGUCGGCAGUGUCACGGGCAGGGCGAUAGACCCCGCCCCCUUAGGCUGACCAGCCUCAGACGAUACUUCCUGUUUAGCGUGGAGCUGAUCGGCAGGCUUCAGCGGAUGUAAUGUGUGGUCUGCUUACACAAAGCUAUGCACCGGGGGCUGAUUCAGCUCCCCAUAACAGAAAUGGAUGUCAACACAUAA